AUGGAUUCCCGCCUCAAAUUCAAGCAGCACAUUGCCCGAGCAUCGACCAAGGGACUCGAGGCUGCGAUGGAACUGAAACGUUUGAGAGGUUUGUCAGCUGCGACAGCGAGACAGUUGUUCAUAUCCACAGUGGUACCGCUAGUUGACUACGCCUCGAAUGUCUGGAUGCACGCGUACCAGGACAAACUAGUCGGACCUAUCAACCGAGUGCAAAAGGCUGGUGCGCAAGCCAUUGUCGGAACUUUUCUCACUGUCGCGACUGCAGUGGCAGAGGCGGAAGCCAAUCUGGUGAGCGUUGGAGAGCGACACCGGAAGAGGAUGAUAAAAAUGUGGCUUGUGAUGCACACGUUGCCGGAUACCAAUCCGUUGCGUAGGAUAACGUCACGGAUGAAGAAAUUCUACGCCAAACAUCGAUCGCCACUAUACAAGGUCGCACGAAGGCUGGCAGCUGUGCCGACGGAUCAGUUGGAGUCAAUUUUGCCCUUCACGAUAGAACCAUGGAGAAAGAAGGUCACGACGAUGACAGACAGCCAGGUCGAUGAGGGCUCGUCAGCAAAGGGAGACAUGGUGAUAGCAACGAGCAGCUCCGCCCGCAACAGUGUUGUCGGUUCACCGGGCGUAAUAAACUUUUGGUUUGGUAUUAGUACGGAUUCGUAUUUUUGGUCAAGUCAGAAGGGGGCUGGGACAGACCAGCAAGAAAACAUCAGACAAAAAUCCUUUUAUAUCCUUGGCUUGUCGCUCCGAUCCUGCCGGCGCCUUCACGCUUUAGCGGUGGUCCUCGCAGUGGCUCUUACAGUCUUCCAUGCCGCCGCAGCUGGCGCAGCAAAGGGAAGGCUGGACCUGCACACACCGAAAGAUGUGUUUGCCUUGGUAGUAAUACACUUGGCACUGCGAAGCGUCUGGUACAAAGUCGCCCUGCGCACCCACCAAAUACUUUCGUUCGCCUUCGUGUACGGUCUGUGGCGACAUGCCUCGUCCGCCGAUCUGUUUCCGCGCUUGUACCUUAAGCCUGCAGUUGUCGAAGCCGCUGCAGGUGAAAGUUGGACAAACGCAAGCCUUUGGGUUCCGUGGGCCAGUCUGGGGUCGGCUGCACAGACACAUCCUUUCACUGUGAUAUCUUGGUCCGAAAAGCUGCAGAAGCAUCUCGACCUGUUUAUCGAGCCUCGCGGCGGCUUCACCAAAGAUCUGUUCGCUCUAUCGGACCGCGGCCCUGCCACACGCCGGGCAAUGUUCAACGGGCCGUAUGGAAAAAAUUACCAGUACAUUUAUAUGAAAAUGUUGUUAUGCUGGCCACCGGAUUUGGCAUUGCUGGUCACCUACCGCGUCGGAAUCGCCGCUCAGAAAUUGCUAAACGAAGCGCUCGACGAAGACAAGCUUGACGGAGAAUAUAAUCUCCGCAUCUCAAUCUAUAUCAAUUCAGAGAAUAUAGUUGAGGUAAAAUUCGGCGACAGAGCCACCGCAUAUUCCGGUGAAAUACUUCUUGCGAAUGUUGUCUCGUCGGAGCUGCGAGAACGACGACCAGGGAGCAAGACAGUCAUAUCAGUAUUUGCGAAGUGCUUUAUUCGCGAUGCGCUGAACGAUCUGUUGUGGCAGAUUCGGCGCAGCAAUAUAGACAUCAUGUACACUGACUAUUAG
Molecule: messenger RNA, 1635 nt
Organism: Beauveria bassiana ARSEF 2860
Lineage: Eukaryota; Fungi; Ascomycota; Sordariomycetes; Hypocreales; Cordycipitaceae
Product: reverse transcriptase
Exons: 9
Coding region: 1-1635 (544 amino acids)
Biological process (GO): intracellular iron ion homeostasis; iron ion transport; copper ion import
Cellular component (GO): plasma membrane
Molecular function (GO): ferric-chelate reductase activity
Source: RefSeq, a predicted model, not a curated record